Messenger RNA from Ixodes scapularis (black-legged tick), 576 nucleotides. RefSeq names its product protein Mpv17. NCBI's taxonomy places the organism in Eukaryota, Metazoa, Arthropoda, Arachnida, Ixodida, Ixodidae. The record is from RefSeq and is a predicted model, not a curated record. The coding region runs from base 1 to 576 and encodes 191 amino acids. The transcript has a single exon. Gene Ontology annotation, cellular component: cytoplasm; membrane.
AUGGCUGAUCUGAUUGUCAUGUACCAGGGUGAACUGGAGGCACAUCCAGCCAUCACGCAAGUUCUGACCAUGGCUACGUUGCUACUAGCCGGCGACGUGGUCUCCCAGACUUUCUUCCAGAAGAAGCCCUUCGACACGAGACAAGCCGCCCACUUCUUCAUCGUGGGCGUGUUCUACACCGGUCCAUGCUCAGUGACCUGGUUCAGACUUGUGGAACGAUUGGUCGUCAUGGACGGGGUCGCUGCAGCCGUCAUCAAGGCCCUCGCCGGUCAGGUCAUCUACACCCCGCCGUAUACGCUAGGCCUACUGGUCCUCUACGGCCUUCUCCAAGGACAGAGCUGGAAGGAAGUCCUGGAUAGCGUAAGGAGUAAAUACGGUGCAGUGCUAAUAUCGAGGUACAUGGUGUAUCCGGCGGCGCAACUUAUCAACUUCGAGUUUGUGCCCGUAGUCUAUCGUACCAUGUAUGGAAGUGUGAUCGCGUUGUUUUGGAACAUUUACCUUUCCUGGAAGGCAAAUCGGUUAGAAGGGGAGCUCCCGGUUGACCCGGUUCAGAAGGACGUGAUUGAAUCAGCCUGA